AUGUCAUCUGCCCAUCACUUCCAUGACUCGGGAACAGACACCGACGCCGACACGGACACGGACACAGACACAGACACGCAGACGCACAGACACACAAGUACAGCACUCUUCUCAAUGUUGACUGGUGGAGUCGACAUGUCCGGGGCUGAAGCCACUCGCAUCCUUAGCAGCAGCGUGCAAAGGCAGCUCACAGGCGUCCUGGAGAUUCAGUUCUCUGACAGAGCCUUUGCAGCGUUGCGGACAGACGGCUCGGUGAUUUUCGUGCUCCUGGUCACGGCCAUCGGCAACAACUUCAUCUCCUUUUGUGAGGCUGUGGCGUCGAACCCUCUGUCCUUCCCUCACAUCCUGGCUGCAGAGCUACCGAAAGCCACGCACUUCUACAUGAACUUCCUGGUGGUCCAGUGGUCCACCCAUGUGAUCAACCUCCUGCGCUACAUCAACCUGGCGAAGUUCGUGGGCUUCUGUGCCCUUUAUCCGGAGGAGGAGGCGAAGAAAAGAGCUGAGCCUGAAGAUCAGGACUACUAUGGUUUCGGCUCGAGGAGCGCCCGGUGGACCAUCAAUCUGCUGAUAGGGGUGGUCUUCGGCACUCUCAACCCUUUCAUUCCGAUCCUGUCCCUCGUCAACUUCGUCAUCUGUCGAGUCGUGUACGGCUAUCUCAUCAUCUGCACGGAAACAAGGAAGCCAGACUUGGGCGGGAACUUCUGGGUCAAGAACCUGAACCAUGUGCUGCAAGGAACCAUCUUGUACACACUCCUGAUGACUGGCGUCCUGCUCGAUCGCUCGCCGAACUAUAUUCCGGGAGCAGUUUCCGUCACGUGCCUGGCCUACCUCGGCCGAUCGUACUGGUUCUUUGAGAAGCACUACCGGUGGCAGGCGAGGGAGUACACAGUCUACCAGUCACACGCGAAACGCACGAAACCCCCAAGCCAAGAAUUUUAG
Messenger RNA from Symbiodinium natans, 939 nucleotides. NCBI's taxonomy places the organism in Eukaryota, Dinophyceae, Suessiales, Symbiodiniaceae. The record is from the annotation of a GenBank genome assembly.